Messenger RNA from Macaca mulatta (Rhesus monkey), 1711 nucleotides. The record is from RefSeq and is a predicted model, not a curated record. NCBI's taxonomy places the organism in Eukaryota, Metazoa, Chordata, Mammalia, Primates, Cercopithecidae.
UUCCAAUUUAGUGUUCUCCCUCUAUUCAUAGAACAUUUCCUCAAGUCCACUCUGAAUAGAGGCUGCAUCACAACCAGGGGAUUGCCCUGUCUCCUCCCAGGGCUCUUAAUACAAACUCUUCAACUAGUAAUUGAGGUGUCAUCAGAGGAGAUUUUUCUGAUUGGCCAAAACUUGACCUGGCAGGGUUUGGUUUGGGUAUCUUUAGAUUUCCUUGUCUCGAGGUCCUCACAAUUGCUCUAGAGCUCAGAACGGCAACUGCUGAGGCUGCCUUGGGAAGAGGAUGAUCCUAAACAAAGCUCUGUUGCUGGGGGCCCUCGCUCUGACCACCGUGAUGAGCCCCUGUGGAGGUGAAGACAUAGUGGCUGACCACGUUGCCUCUUACGGUGUAAACUUGUACCAGACUUACGGUCUCUCUGGCCAGUACACCCACGAAUUUGAUGGAGACGAGCAGUUCUACGUGGACCUGGAGAGGAAGGAGACUGUCUGGCGGUUGCCUCUGUUCAGCAAAUUUGGAGGUUUUGACCCGCAGGGUGCACUGAGAAACUUGGCUGUGGGAAAACACAACUUGAACAUCCUGAUUAAACACUCCAACUCUACCGCUGCUACCAAUGAGGUUCCUGAGGUCACAGUGUUUUCCAAGUCUCCCGUGAUGCUGGGUCACCCCAACACCCUCAUCUGUCUUGUGGACAACAUCUUUCCUCCUGUGGUGAACAUCACAUGGUUGAGCAAUGGGCGCUCAGUCACAGAAGGGGUUUCUGAGACCAGCUUCCUCUCCAAGAGUGAUCAUUCCUUCUUCAAGAUCAGUUACCUCACCUUCCUCCCUUCUGCUGAUGAGAUUUAUGACUGCAGGGUGGAGCACUGGGGCCUGGACGAGCCUCUUCUGAAACACUGGGAGCCUGAGAUUCCAGCGCCCAUGUCAGAGCUCACAGAGACUGUGGUCUGCGCCCUGGGGUUGUCUGUGGGCCUCGUGGGCAUUGUGGUGGGGACCGUCUUGAUCAUCCGAGGCCUGCGUUCAGUUGGUGCCUCCAGACACCAAGGGCCCUUGUGAAUCCCAUCCUGGAAGGGAAGUUUCAGGUGCAUCGCCAUCUACAGGAACAGAAGAUGGACUUGCUACAUGACCUAGCACUAUUUUCUGGCCAGAUUUAUCAUAUUUCCUUUUUCCUCCAAAUGUUUCUCCUCUCACCUCUUCUGUGGGACUUAAAUUGCUAUAUCCCCUCAGAGCUCAUAAAUUCCUUUGAAUUUUUUCCCUGACCUCCUGAUUUUUUCUUUUCUCAAAUGUUACCUACUAAGAUAUGCCUGGGGUAAGCCACCCAGCUACCUAAUUCUUCAUUAACCUCCAUCUAAAAUCUCCAUGGAAGCAACAAAUUCCCUUUAUGAGACCUAUGUCAAAUUUUUCCAUUUUUCAUCCAGGGUUGACUGAAACUAUGGCUAACAAUUGGUAGGCUCUUAUGUUUCAAGCCAAUUUAACCUCAUUUCCCAGAUCAUUUGUCAUGUCCAGUAACACAGAAGCAACCAAGUACAUUAUAGCCUGAUAAUAUGUUGAUUUCUUAGCUGACAUUAAUAUUUCUUUCUUCCUUGUGUUCCCACCCUUGGCACUGCCACCCACCCUUCAAUUCAGGCAACAAUGAAGUUAAUAGAUAUCCUCUGCCUUUGGCUCAGAAUUGUUACAGCAAAAAUUUUAAAAUCAAAAAUAAGUUUGUACUAAUGUCAA